Molecule: messenger RNA, 4135 nt
Organism: Xiphophorus couchianus (Monterrey platyfish)
Lineage: Eukaryota; Metazoa; Chordata; Actinopteri; Cyprinodontiformes; Poeciliidae
Gene: brsk2a
Product: BR serine/threonine kinase 2a
Exons: 20
Coding region: 1-2031 (676 amino acids)
Biological process (GO): intracellular signal transduction; protein phosphorylation
Cellular component (GO): cytoplasm
Molecular function (GO): protein serine/threonine kinase activity; ATP binding
Source: RefSeq, a predicted model, not a curated record
AUGUCAUCGUCCGGGAAAGACAACAGCGUUGCCCAGCACGCCAAUUACGUGGGACCUUAUCGUUUGGAGAAGACGCUCGGGAAAGGACAGACAGGGUUGGUAAAGCUUGGAAUUCACUGUGUGACAUGCCAGAAGGUUGCCAUAAAGAUCGUCAACCGCGAGAAGCUCAGCGAGUCGGUACUAAUGAAGGUGGAGCGAGAAAUAGCUAUUUUGAAGCUCAUAGAACACCCACAUGUUUUAAAGCUUCAUGAUGUCUAUGAAAAUAAAAAAUACUUGUACCUUGUGCUAGAACAUGUGUCUGGAGGUGAACUGUUUGACUACUUGGUGAAAAAAGGCCGGUUAACACCAAAAGAGGCCAGAAAAUUCUUCAGACAAAUUAUGUCUGCCCUGGAUUUCUGCCACAGUCAUUCAAUAUGCCACAGGGAUCUAAAGCCUGAGAACCUUUUGCUAGAUGAAAAGAACAACAUCAGGAUAGCAGACUUUGGUAUGGCCUCUCUUCAGGUUGGAGACAGCCUAUUGGAAACCAGCUGCGGAUCGCCACACUAUGCAUGCCCAGAAGUCAUAAGGGGAGAGAAGUACGAUGGGAGGAAAGCAGAUGUCUGGAGCUGUGGGGUCAUUCUUUUUGCUCUUUUAGUGGGUGCCCUGCCGUUCGAUGAUGACAACCUAAGGAAUCUUCUGGAGAAAGUGAAGUUGGGAGUGUUUCACAUGCCACAUUUUAUUCCUCCAGACUGUCAGAACCUUCUGCGUGGCAUGAUUGAAGUAGACGCAUCCAAAAGACUAACGUUAGAAAAAAUCCAGAAGCACUCAUGGUACAUUGGUGGCAAAAAUGAACCCGAGCCAGAGCAGCCUGUGCCCAGAAAGGUAACAAUCCGCAGCCUGCCUUCUGCAGACGACAUCGACCCAGACGUACUGGACAGCAUGCACUCCCUGGGCUGCUUCAGAGACAAAAACAAGCUCCUGAAAGACCUGCUCUCAGAUGAUGAAAACCAAGAGAAGAUGAUUUACUUCUUGUUACUUGACCGUAAGGAGAGGUACCCCAGUCAAGAGGAUCAGAACCUUCCUCCUCGCAACGAGAUUGAUCCUCCAAAGAAGCGGGUUGACUCUCCAAUGUUGAACCGUCAUGGGAAGAGGAGGCCAGAGAGGAAGUCCAUGGAGGUUCUGAGUGUCACUGACGGUGGUUCACCAGUACCAGCCAGAAGAGCCAUCGACAUGACACAACAUGGACAGAGUAACUCAGUGUACAGUAAAAGCUUGGAUAUUCCUGACGCCAGAACAAAAUGCAGCAAAGAAGAAAGGUCGAGGUCUAUUAGUGGAGCCUCUUCUGGCCUCUCCACCAGCCCCCUCAGCAGCCCACGGGUUACCCCUCACCCUUCCCCUCGAGGCAGCCCCCUCCCAACCCCAAAAGGCACUCCAGUGCACACUCCCAAGGACAGUCCUGCAGGAACUCCAACUCCCACACCGCCCCCAAGCCCAUCCAUUGGAGGUAUGCCUUGGAGGACGCGCCUUAACUCUAUCAAAAACAGCUUCCUCGGCUCACCACGCUUCCAUCGCAGGAAACUCCAAGUUCCUACGCAAGAGGAGAUGUCCAGCCUCACACCAGAGUCUUCCCCAGAACUUGCCAAAAAAUCCUGGUUUGGUAACUUCAUCAACCUGGAAAAAGAAGAGCAGAUCUUUAUUGUCAUCAAAGACAAGCCUCUCAGCUCCAUUAAGGCAGACAUUGUUCAAGCCUUCCUUUCGAUUCCCAGCCUGAGCCACAGCGUCAUCUCUCAAACAAGUUUCCGGGCAGAGUACAAGUCCACCGCCGGCCCCACAGUCUUCCAGAAGCCGGUCAAGUUUCAGGUGGACAUCACCUACACAGAGAGCACAGCUGCCACAAAAGAGAACGGCAUAUAUUCAGUUACUUUUACCCUGCUCUCAGGUCCAAGCCGACGUUUUAAGCGAGUAGUUGAGACGAUUCAGAGCCAGUUGUUAAGCACACAUGAUCAGCCUGGGGUCCAACAACUCUCUGGAAUUAUCCAGAAAACCUAUUAAAGUCCCUCCUCCUGCUCCAUGUUCCACUUGCCCUCCAACAACUACCCCAAUCCACCCCCUUCAAAUGUGCCAAGAGUGGAGGACUCCUCUUCAAGGGGUGCCGAAAAAAGACUUUCUCCUUCGACUUCACCCCAACUCCACCUUUGGCAUCCAUCAGUAGAAAGUAGAUGAAAGUCCUUUUAGUAUUUCUUCCAUAAUCUUUCAAGCACACACCUGCAAUCAUACUCUCCAAUCAUCAAAUGGCUCAUCUUCUUUUUUUUUAAGGGAUUAUUUUUUAUCCUAUUGAAAAUAAAGCACCAGUCAAAACACUCAAGGUACAGUAUACAAAAAAAUAUGGACAAAACACUCUGGGAUGUACCUAUGUUGAUGAAAAACAUAAAAUAAACCUACAAAAGACUUACAGAAAUGUGAGGAGGAGCAAAGAGAGAGCGUUGUUGCUGAAGUCCAAACAGCCAACACAGGCGUUUGCCGGAUUGUAUCCGUUUGCUUUGUAUUGUACUUUCUUUGUGAUGAACUGGGUUUGAAUUUUAAUUUUUAUUAGACUUGAUACAACUGCUGCAAAAUGGACUGAAAUCGUGAUUUCAGAGAGGACGUGGGUGUCAGCAAAACAGGCAACGGGGAAAUGGGGGAGAUAAAAUGAAAGUAUUGGGGGGAGGGUACAGGGAGGGUUAUGUGGGUAUUUAAAAUGAAUGAUCUAUUCUCUUGUACAGACUGAAAGCAUUUUUAAUGUAAAAAAAAAAUGAAAUGUCUAGUUGUGACACUGUUAGAUAUCAUAGAAACAGGCUGUUGAAGCUACGCCUGCAUCAUUCUGUCAUUUUAAAUUCUGUGUAUUUUUGUUACAUGAUUAUCGCUGUCCUUGUUUGAUCGACCUGGAAAUUAUCCAAACAUUCCCUGUUCUCUGCAGCACUUUCUUUGAUUUUCCAUUUGUACCUCUCUCUUAGUCUCAAAUACCAGCAGUAGGAGUAGAGGAACAAAAAAAAAUGUGAUAAAUGCAAUUGUGAAUAUUUUUGUAUUGUUGUCCUUAUUUAUUCAUAUUUGUUCAUCUCACUGUUUAAUUCCUAAUUUAUUAUAACUUGGCUAUUUAUAUGGACAAAGCUGUUAGGUCAGUUGAAUGUUAUUUACUACCCUCUUGUGUGUUGGUAAAUGGGACAUUUAAAGAAAAAAAAAGCUGAACUUUAUUUUAUUUUAUUUGUUUUUGUUUCACUUUAAACAGAAAUAUGUGAACUUUGACAAAUUUCUUUAUUUCCAGACCUCAUUGAAGAGGAAACAAGAACUUGUUGGAGCUCUGGAAAAAGAAUGGUUUUACCAGUAAUUUAAGAAUGUAGACUUAGCCUCUUUUGGAAGAGGGAACAUGCUCUUCUAUUGAUAUUUGUCAGUUUCAUAAUAUUGUGCAUUGUAUGCCAGGCCUGAGGAGGAUAAUUUGUCAGAUCGUGAUCUGCCUCUUCUCUUUGUAAAUAGACAGACAAGCUGUGGGGGUUGAUUGUCUUCUCAACCAUGCUGGGGAUUCCUGCUCUAUGCUUUUAGCUUGUAUUGCUGUGUGCAUGUCAAACAUGAGCUUUUCUUUGCAUGGCUUUAGUGUUUAAUGUUCCACGCCAAACUCACCCCUUCUAUCAGCCUUCAUUAAUUUUUCCCUCAACAGUACUGUGUUUUAAAGUUGAAAUUCCCUUCUCUCUGCUUUUAAUUCUGGCCUUUUAUUUUCUUACUCUCCUUUCAGUCCUGCUGACUUUCUUUUCCUUCCUCCAGCUUGUGCACAAAGUUUUUAAAUGAUGCUUCCUUUACUAUGUACCUCUCUGCGGAAAGCUCAGAGGUUUGGGCGUUCUCUGCCUGUCUGUUGAAGAGGCACAGGGAGGGAAUACCAGUACUACAAAAUCAAAGCAAUACCUUUUAUUCACCCUCCUCUUUGUUUACUACAAUGGGAAGCUGACAGCACUGAGGACACAUUUUGGCCUGGAUGGGUCUUUUCUUCUUUUUAUUUAUUUAUUUAUUUUUAUUUUUCCUUUUUUUUUUUUGGACAGAGCAGGAACAAAACUUACUGAUGUAAUCCCCAUUCUAAAUAACUGUGAGCAUUUUCAGUGCUGAAACAAAUAAACUCAUUCAGUUGGGG